GAAAUGACGGUUCGAAGAAUAUGAAGAGCAAUUAGAUGUUUAAUCCUUUCUUGCAAGUUGUUCACGACUUUGUUUAUCUAAGCGAAACUUAAAAUUUUGCGACAUGUUAAAAAAUGUCUAAAUCCAGGUGAUCAUUCUAUUAACUUUAAUAUUUGCACCACCAAAAAUACUCCUCCAAAAAAAUAAAAGGAGGAAGACGUGGAACACCGUACUCAAAAGACGUGAAUUGCAUGGCUAAAGCGGGUUCGAAAGCUGACGCCGGAGGAACCCAUACGUCCGGCACUCCUCACUCUGGUCAGAUCACUUUCAAGUCUAAAGUUUUUGCGUUCAAGGAUGGGGAAUAUCGAAAGGCAGAAGUGUUGAUGAUACAAAAAAAACAUAAUCAGCUGUAUUAUUACGUUCAUUACAAUGAUUAUAAUAAACGUUUGGAUGAAUGGAUAUCCUUAGAAGCUAUUGAUUUGUCUCGUGGCAUCGAAUAUCCACCGCCAGAAAAACCCAAAAAAGUUUCUGGAAAAGCUGGCUCUUCGAAGGCGCCUAAGGCAAACAAGAAACGGCGAUUGUCCACUUCAACUUCGGUAAGCGUUGUUUCGACCACACACACGCCAUCUGAGACGGCGACUCCCGGUGAAAGUGACAGGACAUCGACUCCAGGCACUGAAUCUCUGCCGUUACUAGCCGAGUCGCACGAGCCGACACCCUCAAAGGAAGAAGAGUUUGAACGCCUGCGAUUCAGCGGGUCUAUGGUGCAAAACCCACACGAGGUUGCGCGUGUUAGAAACAUAAACAAAAUUCAACUGGGUGAUUUUGAAAUUGAGCCCUGGUAUUUUUCUCCCUAUCCUAAAGAAUUCACCGAAUGUGAUCUUAUAUACAUUUGUGAAUUUUGUUAUAGCUACUUUGGUUCCGAGCAUCAGUUUACAAGGCAUCGCAAGAAAUGCACCCUUCGGCACCCUCCGGGGAACGAAAUUUACCGAGACGAAAACGUCUCUUUUUUUGAAAUUGAUGGUCGCAAGCAGCGGACAUGGUGCCGCAAUGUGUGUCUUUUAUCCAAGCUUUUUUUGGACCAUAAAAUGCUUUAUUACGAUGUGGAUCCGUUCCUGUUUUAUUGCAUGUGCGAGCGUGACGAAUACGGUUUCCACAUGGUCGGUUAUUUUUCCAAAGAGAAGGAAUCUGCGGAAAAUUACAAUGUUGCGUGUAUCUUAACACUUCCACAAUAUCAGCGUCAUGGUUAUGGCAAAUUGCUUAUUCAGUUUUCUUAUGAACUCACAAAACGUGAACACAAGCAUGGUUCGCCAGAGAAACCGUUGUCUGAUCUGGGCUUAAUUAGUUAUCGAGCGUAUUGGUCAGAACAAAUUGUCACUCUGGUAAUGACAAUGAAGGCAUCGGAAACGACAAUUGAUGAGUUGGCAAACAAAACUGCCAUGACCACAAAUGAUGUACUACACACAUUGCAAGCGCUAGAUAUGUUAAAGUACUACAAGGGGCAAUUCAUUAUUUGUAUAUCUGAAGGUAUUGAACUUCAGUACGAACGUUAUCGGACCAAAAAAAGAAAGCACAUCAAGCCUGAACUGCUUGCAGAUUGGCAGCCACCCGUUUUCCAUCCAUCUCAAUUACGUUUUGGUUGGUAGGUUUUGUGUCAACAAAAAAAUAAAAGAAAGGAUCAGAUUCAUUUUUACUUUCUUUUUCUUCAUCCUUUGUUCUUCCCUCCAUUCCUCCUAAUUAAAAUUUAAUAUUACCAUUAUGAAGCAUUUCAUAUAGCAGGUCUGUUACAAGGAUUACUUAAAAAGUUUUUAUUUAUUUUAUUAGAAAAUUAAUGAGAAAAACUAUUGAGCUUUUUAAGAAGAAUCUUCUUAAUGUCAAUGGCUGCUUCUGUUUGAAACAUGCAUGGAAACCGCAAACUUAUCCAAAAGUAAGCGUCUAAUUUUUUGUACAAAAGUUCUAUUUGUUGGAGAAAGUCGGAUUGGUUCUUAUACUUGUGAUUCAGGACAUCCAAAUUAAAAUGCUCAAAAUCGUUAAGUUGGACGGGAGUACAGAGAGAUAGUUUUUCUCCAAUUUCAUAGACAAACUCUUUCAUGGUAGGCCAUCGUAAAGGAAUCGGAAUAUUUGUUAGCAAAAGUCGUUCUCUAAUCGUUAAAGUUUCAAUGGGCUUUAAAAUCUCAAGAAUGGGAAGUUGUGAUUUAAUAAGACAAUGAAAGAAGCAUGGUGGAAUAUUACUCAGCAAAAUCAUUUUUCGAAAAAGGAAUGAAUAGGGUAUAUCUUGUGGACACGUUAAAAAAUAUUCGCACCAAAUGUCAUCGGGAAACAUAAAUCCAGCUUGCUUCAACAUUCUGAUAGGCUGGCUAAGAGCUCGUUUGAGUAUAGGCAUUUGAUAGUCAUACAGGCAAGUAACUUCGCCAGCGGACUGUUUUUCAUCCUGGUUAUUUGAGGCCUUGUAACGGCCUGCUCUGCCCGCAAUCUGUUUAAUUAAAGGAACAGGUAUAUCUUCAAAACUUGACCCCGUAAACUUUGCGAGCGACGUGAAAACGACACGCUGGAUACUCAAGUUAAGACCCAUGCCAACGGCAUCCGAGGCAAGUAAGACGUUGGCUGGUAUCUUGGGAUCAUUGAAAUCCGUAGCUUGCUGUUUACGAAUUUCCAAAGGAAGAGAGCCAUAAACAACACAGCACUUCUUGUUGUGGAACUCUUCCAAAGUGUUCUUGGCUUCAAAGAUCGCACGACGUGAGAAGGCGACAACGCAAUCACCGUCUUUGACGUUGCCCAAGUCGCCGUUCAAACUCGUUUUGCUGACUCUGAGUGCGUUUAACCGUUCAUAUCGAUGAACUUCCACUUCAUCGAGCGUUUUUUCAGCAAGUUUUUUAAUUAGUUCAACUGCACUUUCUUCUCCGCAAAGGUGAAUCUCUUUCGCUCGUAAGCCUAGAACACACUGGGUCCAUGCCCACCCUCUAUUUUCGUCAGAGAUAAGCUGUAUCUCAUCAAUGACUGCGACAUCAUAUUGUUGGUGAAGGUCUGCCAUUUCAACGGUGCAUGCUAAUAAUUGAGGAUUCUCAUAAUCAGCUUUAACUUCUUCACCCGUUACAAGGUUACACUUGAUUCCUUCUGCAUUCAUUCGUAUAUAAAUUUCAGAAGCAAGAAGACGUAGCGGACCAGCGAAUAUGCCCUUUUUACAAGUUUUCAACUUAUUGAUCGCAUUGUGUGUUUUGCCGCUGUUCGUAGGACCGACAUGCAUAAUGAACUUCCGCCUCAUGGAACGUGCAGGAGGAUACAAAUCGUGUGGCCACUCAACAUCUAAUAGCUUUCUCAAAUCUUUUUCAAGCGGCUCAAACAUAAGCGUGUGACUAACAAAGUUCUGAAACUCAAGUUUUAAGCGCUCUGCGAACGAACUGUGUAAACGAGUGUCUUUCGUGACAUUCUCUACUGAUGGUUUCCAGUGUAUUCGUUGAGUACUUUGCAAUAUCUUAGAUUGUAAAUCGGUGAAGUAUGGAUCGUAUUGCUUCGGAACAUGAACACAUCCAGAGUAGAAUUCGUCGAACAGUGCCAGCUGUGUGUUUCGAGGAACAUUUUUUGGAAAUUUUGUUUCUUUCAGUAUACUGUGUUUCUUCUCUAAGAAUCUUUUUGUAGCAAGCGACCAAAGUUGGUUUUGAGCGGCUUCACGAGAGCGACGAGACGUAGUACUUGGUUUGCGUCCUCGUGAAUGGGCGAACGACCGAAAGAAGCUGUGUACAUAGUAGUUUUUCGUUCGAAAGCAGUGACCUGUCACAGAACCGUGAAGGUGAAGGCUUCUCCGUAAGGAUGCAAACAGCAUUAUGUGUAUUAUUUAGCUGUAUGCUAAUUAUUACUAAGAGGAAUUACAAGUAGCAUCAACGACGACAUGGGAAGAGAAAGAGAGAAGAGAAGUCUUGGGUUAAUAAAACAGAAUACGGUUUAAAAAAGGGGAGCAUAAGUAAAGUCGUUGGACAAUAAAUUACGAAUUUUAAAAUGAGCUAUUACAGAGUUCAGUAAUUAUCUGUUAUUACAAUUUGCCUUAAACAAAGAAUUUAAUAUUCAAAAAAUACACAAAAA
Schizosaccharomyces japonicus yFS275 is the source of this 4056-nucleotide messenger RNA. RefSeq names its product KAT5 family histone acetyltransferase Mst1. The coding region runs from base 231 to 1625 and encodes 464 amino acids. The transcript has a single exon. Gene Ontology annotation, biological process: rDNA heterochromatin formation; regulation of cell cycle; regulation of DNA-templated transcription. Gene Ontology annotation, cellular component: piccolo histone acetyltransferase complex; nucleus; NuA4 histone acetyltransferase complex. Lineage: Eukaryota; Fungi; Ascomycota; Schizosaccharomycetes; Schizosaccharomycetales; Schizosaccharomycetaceae. The record is from RefSeq and is a predicted model, not a curated record. Gene Ontology annotation, molecular function: protein-lysine-acetyltransferase activity; peptide 2-hydroxyisobutyryltransferase activity; peptide crotonyltransferase activity.